This is a messenger RNA of Venustampulla echinocandica, 960 nucleotides long. Its product is annotated as putative cyclase. NCBI's taxonomy places the organism in Eukaryota, Fungi, Ascomycota, Leotiomycetes, Helotiales, Pleuroascaceae. The record is from RefSeq and is a predicted model, not a curated record. The transcript has 4 exons. Gene Ontology annotation, molecular function: arylformamidase activity. Bases 1 to 960 code for a protein of 319 amino acids.
AUGCCCAUCCCCACCCCCAGAGCAGUACCAACCCCUUUCCCCACAUUUGAUUCACUUCCCCUUGACAAAAGUGGACCUCCAGGGAAUGCAUGGGGGCUUUUUGGGCCAAACGACCAGCUGGGUAUGCUGAAUCUCAUCACCCCAGAAACCGUACGAGCGGCGGCGAAAGAGGAGAUUCGAGAGGGCAUUCGUAUACCUCUAGACUGGCCUUUGAACAAACCCGCCUUCCCUACCUUUGCGCGUGAGAAAUUUCAUCAUGAGAUUCAAAAUAAGAGUCCUCAACCAGGCGUCUCAAUGAAUGAUGAUGUGGUGCAUUUCAACACGCAGAGUAGCACGCAAUGGGAUGGCUUUCGGCAUUAUGGUUAUCAAAAGGCAAAGAAACACUUCAACGGACACACCCAAGCAGAUUUUGAAAAUGGGGGCACGGCUCUUGGAAUCAAUUCAUGGGUCGAAAGCGGUGGUAUAGUUGGCCGUGGAGUCCUCCUAGACUGGGCCAGUUGGGCAGAAGACAAUGGAAUCCUGGUCCGGCCCUUCCAAACCGGCGCUGUCGAAGUGUCGCAUCUGAAGGCCAUUGUUGCCGAGCAAAAGAUCCAAUCUCGCCCCGGAGAUAUUCUAUUCAUUCGCUGCGGAUUUGCGGCAGCUUACAACAGACUUUCAAUAGACGAGCAGCAGGCUUUCCCAGAUCGACAACCUUCCGGUUUGCUUGGAAUUGAGGCUACUAAAGAGUCACUGCGCUGGUUAUGGGAGAAUCAGUUUGCCGCGGCGGCAGGUGACUCUCCUAGCUUUGAAAGAGGCCCUGCAAAUGGCCCAUACAAUGACCCUGAUGUUACGAUGCAUCAAUGGAUGUUAGGAGGAUGGGGAAUGCCGAUUGGUGAGAUGUUUGAUCUGGAGGACCUUGCCAAAGAGUGUAAAAGGCUAGGGAGAAACACAUUCUUCUUGUCAAGUAUGCCAUUACAUUAA